UUCAGGCCGCACUAAACAUGCUCUUCCAUUAGAUGGCAGGUAUAACCACUAAUCAAUUAUUAUCUAUCAAUAAAAUUGGAACCAGUGUUUAUAUUGAUUUGUUGAAAGGCUUCUGUUUUGCAACAAUACUUACAUUCACAUCAUUUGUUUCCAGUCGUGCAAAGACGGUAUUUCCCCUCCUCUGUCGUCACCAGCCAGUCACGAUCGGGGCUCCUUAACGUGUCAUUUCCAUGUUCAUGUUUCUCCUCCUCCCCCUCGUCCGGAUUGCGAGGAUUUUUAUUUCGCAUGUAAUAGUUAUACAUUAAAAUAACAGUCGUGUGUUUGUGUGGGUGCGCAAUCGUGGUCCAACCACUCCCUCUCUACCUGGAUACAUGUGAAGCGGGAUGCAUGCGACGGGCGGCGGAGCGACUGACAGCGAUGCCGCAGACAGCCAGCACUGUGCAGCGGAGAGGAUGGAGAGGACGCCCGCGGGGGAGCUGCAGCGUCGGAGCGACGACCAGCAUCAGGGACCCUCUUCAGCAACAUGCGGCGUGUUCGAUAAAUUGUUUGGAAAGAGGCUACUACAGGCCAGACACUACAUAUUGUCAAGGAAGUCCUGGCUGAAGAUGGUUCCCACGGAAAACUGCGACAUCCUGAUGACAUUCCCAGAUUCAGUGGAUGACCACACUUUGCUGUGGCUCCUGAACCAGAUCCGUGUUGGAGUCCCACAAGUCAGUAUUCAAGUCCGACAGCAUAAACAUACGCAGGCUUAUGCCUUCUUCAUCACCACCACGUUUGAGAAUUUACUGCGGGGAGCGGAACAGAUGAGCAUGCACAAGGCUGUCAAGCCACAGUUUGGUGGCGGGAUGCGACGCUUUUCUUGCGAAGAGGACAACAUCUAUGAAAACAUCGAGAGCGAGCUCUGCUUUUUUACUUCGCAGGAGCGUCAGAGCAUCAUCAAGUAUUGGCUAGACAACCUGCGAGCCAAACAGGGAGAAGUGCUUCACAACAUUCACUUUCUGGAGGGACAACCUAUUAUUCCAGAGCUGGUAGCCCGUGGUGUGAUCCAUCAGAUGUUUCCUCUACACGAGCAGAGGAUCCUUAAUCAGCUGAUGACAUCAUGGGUCCAGGCUGUUUGUGAAAGGCAGCCUCUGGACGAUAUCUGCGACUACUUUGGAGUGAAGAUCGGCAUGUACUUUGCCUGGCUUGGUUUCUACACCAACUCUAUGCUUUACCCUGCUGUCAUUGGCUUUCUCCUGUGGAUACUUGCAGAAGCUGAUCAGACCAGCCAGGAUAUUUGCUGUGUGGUGUUUGCGCUCUUCAAUGUUGUGUGGGCAACCUUGUUUUUGGAGCGCUGGAAGAGGCGAGAAGCCGAGUUGGCCUACAGGUGGGGGACCCUUGACACCCCUGCAGAGUCCUUGGAGGAGCCAAGACCGCAGUUCAGGGGCGUAAAACGCUGUAGUCCCAUAACAGGCUGUGAAGAGUUCUACUAUCCACCAUGGAAGAGGGCAAUGUUCAGAUGGCUAGUCAGCCUCCCCAUCUGCCUCCUUUGUCUCUGUUUUGUCUUCCUCGUCAUGCUCCUCUGUCUGGAACUACAGGAAGUGGUAAUGGAGAUUCAGGAGAUUCCUGGCAUCACAAGAUUUAUUCCCAAGAUCCUGCUGGCCAUCACUGUAACCAUAUGUGAUGAGGUUUAUAAGAAGAUUGCCUAUUGGCUCAAUGACAUGGAAAACUAUAGACUUCAGAGUGCCUAUGACAAUAAUCUCAUCAUCAAGAUGGUUUUUUUUGAGUUCAUCAAUUCUUACCUAAGUCUUUUCUACAUUGGAUUCUACCUCAAGGAUAUGGAGCGACUAAAGGAGAUGCUUGCGACACUAUUGAUUUUCCGUCAGUUCCUCCAGAACAUUAAGGAGGUCCUCCAGCCUUACCUCUACGAACAAAACAAGCUGGGUGUCUUCACCCCCAAGGUGCUGUGGGAGCUUCUACAAGCCAUCAUGCUCAAGUAUGGCCGCCUGGCUCUGGGAAAGGCCCAAGCGUCAAUGACGGCUUACUCCUUCUUGGGACCCAGAGGACUCCCGGCCAGUGACAGCACCGGUGUCGACACUCAGCUAAAGACGAGAGGGGAUUUGAAAGCUGGAUUUAGGCUGACGGAAGAAGAGUGGGAUAUGAAUGACAGUGCGCUGAAGCAACGAAAAGUCAGCUUCACAGAGAAGGUUGACUACCAGGAUGUCGCCGCGGAAGGGCAGACGGCAGAUGACAACUUCCCAGAGGACAGCCCUACUCUGGUAGAGGACGGAAUGGAUCCAUCCAGCAUUUUUGACAGUUGUGAUGAGGACAGCGACCUUGAAUUGCUGGCUCAGGACACCAAAGAGAUUAGCGCCGUAUCCUCUUCAAAAGAAUCAAAUGGUCUCCGUCAGAGAAGAAAGACCAUGGAUGAGGCCAAAGAGGAAAAGAAAUCUUGGAUGGAUCCACCAGAAGAACCCCAAACCGUCACUCUAGCGCAGGCUGAGAUUGAAAGCUGUAUGCAGACGUAUGAGGAUACACUUCAGGACUACCAGGAGAUGUUCAUUCAAUUUGGUUACGUGGUGCUUUUCUCCUCUGCGUUUCCUCUGGCGGCCAUGUGCGCGCUCAUCAACAAUAUCAUCGAAAUCCGUAGUGAUGCCCUCAAGCUCUGUACAGGCCUGCAGAGGCCAUUUGGCCAAAGGGUGGAGAACAUCGGGCAAUGGCAGACUGCAAUGGAGGCUAUGGGAUUGAUAGCCAUUAUUGUUAACUGUUACCUGAUUGGUCAGUGUGGUCAGCUCCAGCGUCUUUUCCCCUGGUUGAGUCCUGAGAUGACUGUCAUCUCCAUUGUUUUGCUGGAGCACUUUGCCAUCCUCCUAAAGUACGUCAUCCAUGUUGCCAUCCCUGAUAUCCCCGCUUGGGUAGCAGAAGAGAUGGCCAAGCUAGAAUACCGACGAAGGGAAGCUUUCAAGAGGCAUGAACUACAGGCACAGCAACAUUUCCAGCAGCAGCUCAGACGUCGCCGCGAGGAGGAGGACCUUCAGCGUCAGGCGGAGGCGCGUCAGGAGUGCCAUAAGUCAGACGCUCAUCACCAGCACCACCAUGAAAAAGCGGCGGGCGGAAAACCCAAAAGACCCAGCUCACUGCUCGGAAAUAACAAUGUGAUGAAGCUGAAGCAGAUCAUUCCCCUUCAGGGUAAGUUCUCCGGCAGCUCCCGCUCCCCUGCUCAGUCCCCCACCGGUGGAGAGGCGAAGCUGCCGGGGUUCCUCAAGUUUUUAAAGUCGACAGAGGUGAAAAAAGAACCAGCUACAGCUGCGGGAUCACCAGGAUCAACGGGGAGCUCUUCGGCGACCUCUAGCGGCCAGGAGCGAAAUCAAUCUCCAAACAGGACAUUCAGUCCGGGUAAGCUGUUCAGUUUCAGCAAGUCGGAGGCAACGGUAGUGUGUGCUAAUGGAACGCAGCCUCCCGGCCAGCCGGACAGUUGCCAUGCCAACAAGGCUGACCUCAACUCGACUCAUGAGGAAUUGCCAUCAAAUGAGUCUGAUAAAGGAGAGGCUGACUUAGAAAGCUCAGGCUCAAAGAAUUAAUAAGCAUUUUGAGUGUAAAACAAAAAAAAAAGAAGAGGACUAGGUAUUGCACCUGCACAGUAGUGACACAUGUCAAGUCUGGCCUAUGGAAAGUCGUUUAAAGCC
Messenger RNA from Syngnathus acus (greater pipefish), 3665 nucleotides. It is a transcript of the gene ano8a, whose product is annotated as anoctamin 8a. The coding region runs from base 384 to 3560 and encodes 1058 amino acids. The record is from RefSeq and is a predicted model, not a curated record. Gene Ontology annotation, cellular component: plasma membrane. Gene Ontology annotation, biological process: chloride transmembrane transport. The transcript is spliced from 18 exons. Lineage: Eukaryota; Metazoa; Chordata; Actinopteri; Syngnathiformes; Syngnathidae. Gene Ontology annotation, molecular function: chloride channel activity.